AUGGCUGCCAACGGGUCUCAGCAGGCCUUCACGCCAGAGGAUGUUCUCCAGGCUAUGGCCACGAUGCGCGGUGGCGAUUCCGACAAGAAGAAAAGAGCUCACGAGUAUCUCGAAAGCUUCCAGAAAUCCACCGCAGCCUGGACCAUAACCAUCACGAUGCUACAAUCUCAAGCUGAAGCCGACGCGAAACUGUUUGCAGCGACAACAUUGAGGGGCAAGAUCGUUUAUGACCUUUCCACCCAAGUCUCUGCCGCCGAGCUUCCAGCUGUACGAACCCAGAUCCUUUCACUACUCAAACAGUUUGCCUCUGGGCCUAGGCCCAUCAGAGUACAGCUCUGUGUUUGUUUGGCGAAUCUGGCGAUCCAAAUGAGAGACUGGAAGGACGUCCUCCCAGUCGUAGUCAGCUCUCUCGGAAACGAAGUUGAAAGUCACGCCUGCAUUCUGGACUUCCUCAGAAUCCUGCCGGAAGAAGUUACCGAAGGUCGCAAGAUCACCUUGACAGAAGAAGAGCUUAGCGAGCGGACAAGCGAGUUGCUCGGUGAUAAUGCAGCACAGGUCGUCCAACUACUUAUCAACUACGCUCAAUCAUCGCCUGCCGCCGCGACGAAUCCACAACUGCUCGAAUGCAUCACUUCUUGGCUGCGUGAAGUACCAGUCAACGACAUCGUCGGCUCGCCCCUCCUGGACGUGAUCUUCCACGCGCUGGAAAACGACAACUCUUUCCAGGCAGCAGCCGAGUGCCUUUCCACGAUGGUGCGGGAGACGAGAGACGUCGACGACAACAUCGACACAAUCCAGGUUCUGUUGCCCAAGAUUAUUGCUCUGCAGCCCCGAAUUCAAAAGCUUGUGGAAGAGGAAGACAUCGAAGCGUACAAGUCUCUGACUAGGCUACUGGCCGAUGCUGGUAUUGCCUGGGUUGUCGCGAUCGCCAGGGAGCCUGUUCACUUCCGGCCAAUCAUUGAGGCCAUCCUCGAAUGCGCUGCGAGGGAUAAGGACCGAGAUGUGAUUGAGUACACGUUCGACUUUUGGUAUGAGCUCAAGCAGUACAUCGUGCUCGACAUCUAUAUCCAGGCACGGACGGAACUGUUCGACGUUUUUUCGAAGCUCGUCGACAUCCUGUUCAGCCACCUCGAAUUUCCUGAAUCUGAGUCUGGCAAUGAGAAGGACCUCUUCGACGGCGAUCGCGAAGCCGAGGAGAAGUUCCGCGAGUUCAGACACCAUAUGGGCGACACACUCAAGGAUGCUUGCGAGGUUAUGGGCGUUACGGAAUGCUUGACCAAGGUGCUUGAUGCUAUCAAGCUGUGGACGCAGAAGUAUGCCGCCAUGGCUAAUGGCACCUCGGUGCCUCAUUGGCAAAAGCUGGAGGCGCCCUUGUUCUCCUUGCGAGCCAUGGGACGCAUGGUCGACAAGGACGAGAACAUCGUUCUACCCCAGGUCAUGCCGCUGCUCGUGCAGAUCCCCAGCCACGAGAAGCUGCGCUUCGCAACAAUCAUGGCUCUCGGUCGCUAUACUGAGUGGACAGCUGCUCACCCCGAGUUCCUGGAGCCUCAGUUCAACUACAUCGCCUCUUCUUUUGAGACUGAUUCGAAGGAGAUCAUUCGUGCGGCAGCCAUGUCCAUGAAGUAUUUCUGCACCGACUGCAAGCACCUACUGAGUCAGCAGGUUCUUCAGGUGCAGUCAUUCUACGACAAGGUCCUCGACACCCUACCCGAGGUUAGCCAGGAAGAGGUCACUGAGGGUGUGGCGAGUCUCGUUGCAGUCCAACCCAAGGCAGAGAUCUACAAGCUCCUGAAGCUUUACUGUGAUCCUCUUGUUCAGAGGCUGAUGACAAAAGCCAACAACGCACAAGAUGAGGCUGGCAAACUUGCAGUGGCUGACCACCUGCAGCUGAUUACCUGCUUCGUCAAGACGGUUGUCAUCGUCCCGCCCACCGAGGCUGGCGAAGAAGAUCCUGCCGUCAAGUACUGGCAGGAAGUCUUCCCGGUUCUAGCCAAAAUUCUCGAGGGCUUUAUUGACUUCGUGCCCAUCCUAGAACGUGUCUGCAAGUGCUGGAGAUACAUGGUAAUUUACCACAGAGGAGCGAUGACACCCCUUCUCAAGGAUAUGGCGGACAAGCUCGUGAGUGGCUUCGCAACCACGCGCCAAGGCUGCUUCCUUUGGGUCACUGGCGCCAUUCUGCGGGAGUUCUCCGACGACAGGGAACACGUCAACCAGGCGAUCACGGACAGCAUCUACGCCUUCUUUGAGAUGCAGGCCACCAAUGUUCUCCGUUUCCUCAACGACCUUCCUCCGCGGGAGUUCCCCGAUGUCAUGGAGGACUUCUUUCGUCUGCUAAUCGAUGCGCUGCUCUACUACCCUCAAAAGCUGAUCCCGUCGCCCCUGCUGGGCCCAAUCUUUGAGGCGACGUUCUCUGUGCUUGGGCUCGAGCAGCGCGAGCCUGUGUCGGCGACGCUUCACUUUGUCCGGGAUCUCUUGAUGUGGGGUGGCAAGUACCCGCCUUCGUCGUACGAGCACCUGCCUGGCGAUGUUGUCCAGGCUCUAAUCGCUACGGUGAAGGAGCUUCUCAAUGCCAAGGGCGAGAUGCUCGUCCAGCGCAUCCUUGCCGGCAUGAUGAUUACAUUCCCACGGGACUGCUUCGCUGACGGGAGCGGAGCACUGUUGACGCUUUUUGAAAACAUGCCGGAGCAGACAGUGGCGUGGGUAGACCGCACAAUGCGGAUUCUCCCGCCUGGCACCGUGACUCCGGCCGAAGUCGACCGCCUGAUGCUCAAGAUCAAAGAGAAGCUCAAUCAUGAAGAUGCCGGUGACCUUCGACAGGUGCGCUCGAUACUCCAGGACUUCACCAACACCUACCGGAGGAGGAAUGUGGCGCCCAGAGAUGGACUUGGGCAGCUGGAGGCUUCUCGUUUCCGCUUUACCGGCUGA
Microdochium trichocladiopsis is the source of this 2925-nucleotide messenger RNA. RefSeq names its product exportin 1-like protein. The transcript is spliced from 5 exons. Bases 1 to 2925 code for a protein of 974 amino acids. Gene Ontology annotation, cellular component: nuclear membrane; cytoplasm. The record is from RefSeq and is a predicted model, not a curated record. Gene Ontology annotation, molecular function: small GTPase binding. Lineage: Eukaryota; Fungi; Ascomycota; Sordariomycetes; Xylariales; Microdochiaceae. Gene Ontology annotation, biological process: protein import into nucleus.